CAUCGACUCCCCUUAUAUAACCAGUCGCCUGCAAUCAGAGUAAACUGGGGAAAAUAAGUCUUAAUCGACAUACCAACAUGAGGACUAGAAAUGGAGACGCAACCAAAUCGGUGACUCCUAAACGGACGCCGCCCGAGAGGAAAUGUGCCGCCAAAACAGCACCUGAUCCUGCGGCUGAAUCAGCCACCCCAAAAACCGCCGAGACAAAGCGUGGUGCUGCAGCUAGAGCUAAGCAGGCAAAGAACAACGAAUCCACACCCUCGCCGAUCAUCAGCUCGGAUUCAAAGCCUGAACAAUCUAUAGUAGAUGAAGAAACAAAAGCAUCUAAUGAUGCAACUUUAGUGACCCCUGAAGCAAAAGUUGCCCCACGCAAGAAAAGAGUUGUGAGGAAGGUAGUGAAGGUUGUUAGGAAAACGUCUGGGAAGACCAAAGCUUCUACAGCAAAAGUUGUUUCUUGCCAAACAUCAAAGACAAACGAAUCUGUUAGGGAUCAAGAUGAAAAAAGUGCAAAGGAGGAAAUAUUGGACGCAAAGGAUUCUGAUGCAACGAAGAAUCAUGAAUGUGCUACUGAAAAUAUUGGGGAAUCCCCAAAGAAGGAAGAAAGUAUUGAUGAAGUGGGAGAACCUGUUGAGAACGUUGCAGAAUCAAUAGCAAAGGGAAAAGCUAUAAUGGAACUGGAAGAGUCUGUUACUGAAGCUGCAGAGGAGAAUCAAUCAAUAGCACAAAUGGUUGGAGAACCUGAAAAUAAGGAGCAAACUGCAGUGGUUGUGGACUUUCCUUCUAAUGGAAUUGAUGAGGUCCCUAAAAAUGAGGAACCCAGUGGUACAGGUAAAGAAGAGGAAGUGAAGGAGGUUACAACACAAAAAAUUAAUGAUAAGGAAGAAAAUAAAAUUGAGGCUAUUGACACAGAAGAAAAUAUCAAAGGUGAGUUGCAUGUAGAAGAUACUCAGCCUGUUCAGGAUGAGUAUGGUGGCGAUGAGGGAUAUGAGGAGUAUGGUGAUCGAGUAGACUUUGAAGAUCAUGGUGAGGAUGACUUUGUAGAAGAUGAUCCUGAGGAGCCUGUUGAAGAAGCUGAAGCACUAGAAGAGGAACGCAAAGAAUUAACAGCUGUUGCUAAGGAACGCAAGCUUAAGAAAGAGUAUGAAAUAUUUGUUGGUGGCCUGGACAGAGAAGCUACGGAAGAUGAUGUGAGAAAGGUUUUCGAGAAGAUUGGUGAGGUAGUUGAGGUUCGAUUGCAUGGGAAUCUUUCGAUGAAUAAGAGCAAGGGAUAUGCGUUUGUGAAAUUUGCAAACAAGGAGCAUGCAAAACGUGCUUUGUCUGAAAUGAAAAACCCUGUGAUUUGUGGAAAGCGAUGUGGGACGGCACCAAGCGAGGACAAUGAUACUUUGUUUUUGGGCAACAUAUGCAACACGUGGACAAAGGAAGCUAUUAAACAAAAGUUAAAGGAUUAUGGUGUUGAAGGUGUUGAGAACAUCACUCUUGUCCCAGAUGUUCAACAUGAAGGGAGGAGCCGUGGUUUUGCAUUUCUUGAAUUCUCUUGCCAUGCAGAUGCAAUGCAUGCAUACAAGAGGCUUCAGAAGCCGGAUGUUAUAUUUGGUCAUCCUGAGAGAACUGCUAAAGUAGCAUUUGCUGAACCUAUACGUGAGCCAGAUCCAGAAAUUAUGGCUCAUGUGAAGACGGUAUUUCUUGAUGGGCUUCCUUUUUACUGGGAUGAAGAUCGUGUUAGAGAGCACUUGCAAGGAUAUGGGGAGAUAGUGCGAAUUGUCCUGGCUCGGAAUAUGUCAACUGCCAAGAGGAAGGAUUUUGGAUUUGUUGAUUUCUCCUCGCAUGAAGCUGCUGUUGCAUGUAUUGAGAGAAUAAACAACAAAGAAUUGGGUGAUGGGAACUCAAAGACGAAGGUAAAAGCAAGGCUGUCAAAUCCUAUGCCUAAAACUCAGGCCGUUAAGGGAGGAAUGUGUGGGGGUUUUCUGAUUGAUCGUGCUGGCAAUGGAACCUCUUCAAGAUUUGGAAGGAAUUUUGGGCUCGGUGUACACCACUUCAACUGGGCAAAUUUCCAGCGUGAUAGGGAUUUCUAUCAACGAGGACCUGGUUAUUCUACUAGGAUGGCUUCCAAUGAAUAUGAUUUUAAUAACCGGCAUUCUGUGUUUCGUGGGAGACAAUUCUUUGGACGAGGAGGCAGAAGAGGUCCUCUUCGAGGUGGUUACCACCCUGCUGGAAGAGGUGUUGCUGCUGCUGGCCCAUCAAGAUAUAAUUUCAAUAGAUCUUGGUUUGAUGCCUCUGAGAGAGCACAUGGGGACCAGGCUUCCUCUAGGAGGCAACCAUUUUCUCCAGAACAAGCCUUUGAUAGACCUUAUGUUGGAAGGCACUUUGAUGAUCCUUAUUUCUAUGAUGACAGUGCACAUGGGAUGAAGCGGCCUUUUUUCAUGACUGACCGUGAUGAUUAUGCACAACCUAGUAGGCUCCGUCCUCGAUUAGAUUACAAUGAUCCAGCUGUUUCAUUUCAGGGAACACAUUAUCAUGACACUUAUGAGGGACGCAAUGAUCCGUACUCACAUGGUUAUUAUGGUCCUGAAGUAAGUUAUCAAUCUCUUGCUUUUCUCAUUCAGUUCCAACUAUUGGCAGUUUUAUCAAAUUUUGUAUUUGUUCAUAUUGCAGUAUGGUGCAUAUCCACCUUAUUACAGGAAUGGUCGUCCAUAUGGAGGUGGUUACUACUAUUAGGUGCUUUAAGAUUUGGUUGACGUGAAAGCUGGAUCGCUUCGAUGGUCACAGGAAAAUGGCUUGCUGUUGAAAAAAAAAACAGUUGAAGUCACAUUUUUCUUUAUCUUCUCGAUGUUUUCUUUGUUCUUCUUCUUGAAUUUCUGAGUCAUUGCUCUCUCUCUCUCUCUCUCUCUCUCUCCCUCUCAAAAUUUUAUGGUGCAGUUUCUUGAGUUUUUAAAUGUCUAGUUUAGGUUGUCUUAAGAGGACAUAGAUCAAGUGAAAUAGUCUUUUGAAUGUUGGAGGUUGGAAUAGGCAUUUGGCUUUUAGGUUUGAACUGCUUGAGGACUUUCAGAAUGACUUUUGCUAAAUUGCAGUGAUCAGUUUCUAUUUGUCUUUAUGAUGUACAUAAUGGAUAAUGUAUUUUUGUGAUCCUGAAUCUUGAAGCUGAAAUAAAACAGAUUGGUGACUUUGUUUUAUUGAAGGGAAAACCUUAAAGCCAAGGGGUUUCACAGUGAGAGGGGCAGAAGUUAAAAUAUGUAAUGCACUGAUGGAGGUGUUGAGGAGACUACAUUGAAGUUUUUUUUGAGAAGAUAAGGUGUAGAGCUUGUAUGGCUAGCAUGUAGGCACUGUAAAUGCUGAGAUAUACCAUCUUAUCUGAGUUUCUUAUGAAUUAGUAUGGAAUUGUGUUCAACAUAUAUCAAUGGUUACUUGAGUUACGAGAGGGUCAUUUGAUGUUGAUGUCAUUUCUGUGGAUAUCUGAUUAAAGUAUUGCUUGCAAUUUUUUGUUGUGCCCAGCAUAUUUUUGGUUCUUGGUUAACAUUUGCACCUGUUAUUAAAACUUUUAAAGGUGCAUUGGCCCCUAGUAAAUUAAGAUUUUAAACACAUUUUAAAGUUCCAGUAAGUGAGGAGCACAAUUGAUAUGGUCCAUUAUGUCAUUUGGUGUUUGAGCAAAUCCUGUUUUAUAUAUUUUGGAGAUGCUUAUGAUACAUUCUGAACAGAAUCAUUUGAUUAGGGGACUGGAAUUUAUUGUGAGAUAGAAGUGACAUUUUUGGGGAAUAGUUUUUAGUGGUAAAUUGUCUUAUUCUGAUUGAUAUAUAGGGAAAUGACCUUGGUGUGCCAGCAAGGUAACUCAAUCUGAUUAUUCUGAUGGUAAAAUGCUUAUGCCUACUAAACAUGUACGGUUGAAGUGCUUGUCAAAGCUUUCAAGCAUUUUGGUGGUGGUAUGGACCUGUAAUUUUGCUUAUUGGUGUUUGAUAGGUCGGAAGGGUUUUAAAAUUUAAUAAUUAACAUGAAGUUAGUAAUUUUUAAUCAGUAAAACUUUGGCCUUUGUGAUGUUGAGGAAAAAUUGGUAGUUGUUUUCCUGGUUAGCUAACUGUCAAAAUCAACCUCUUCGUGUAAUCUUUUUGAUCUCUCCUUCCACCAUUUUGCUGGUGGCAUGCACCUUGCUUUGCUUAUCUUUGUGAUACUGCAGAAGGAAUCCUUUUUAAUUCAGGAGAGGCAAGAAGUUAAUGAUUCUAAUUAGGCAAACUUUGGCCUGUGUUAUGUAGAGGGAAAUUUGCCGAGUCAUUUCCUGGUUGGGUAACCAGAAUAUCAACCUCUUUGGUUGAUCUUCUUGAUCUCUUUGUUUUAUGAUUCAAUGUUCUCUUGUCCGCUCUACAACCUGAUUAGGAGUUAUAGUCAGCUAGGUAUCAGUGUAUCUCAAUGUUUCAUUCACAGCCAAUGAAUCUUGGGUUCAAACAAAGAUUGAGCUCUUCAUUUUUU
Manihot esculenta (cassava) is the source of this 4458-nucleotide messenger RNA. Its product is annotated as nucleolin. The coding region runs from base 78 to 2738 and encodes 886 amino acids. The transcript is spliced from 10 exons. Gene Ontology annotation, cellular component: nucleus. The record is from RefSeq and is a predicted model, not a curated record. NCBI's taxonomy places the organism in Eukaryota, Viridiplantae, Streptophyta, Magnoliopsida, Malpighiales, Euphorbiaceae. Gene Ontology annotation, molecular function: mRNA binding.